AUGGCGCCUUCUUCUUCUUCUUCCAUCAGCAUUCUCUCUGAUUCUGCAAAACACUCUUCCGUUUCUUCCACUACUUCUACUACUCUUCAUCAACAUACUGUGAUUUUCGGUACUUCCAUCAAGAAAGAUCCAUUCAAGAACGUCCAGAAUCAUGUCGGAAAAGAAGAAGACGGCUUCUACUUUGUGAAGACAACCUCAGUUGUCCUGGCUAAUGGCAAAAGAAAGAUUCCUCAAUUCAUCGACUUCUUCGCUUCAGGCGAGACGUCAAAAGCCGAUCAAGAACCGGCCAUCAAGAAAAGGAAGAGGACUGCAGUCGGGCCGAGAUAUUCUCCCCCUCCUCCUCCGAUUACUGAUCUUGAUCUCAGCAUUGGGCGUGGCAACUGGCAGCAACCGGCCGAUGAUGAGGAUCAAUGGAAAAUCAAGAAAGUGUUGAAGAAAAGCGACGUUGAUGGUUCGUCCAGGCUUCUGCUGGGGAGAUUGUUGGUUCAAGAACAUAUUUUACCUCAUGUACUUAUGGGCGAGCAGGGAGUGGAGAUUAAGGUUUGGGAUGUGGAUACAGGGUCACACCACAUGCUGCUUCUCAAAUUAUGGAAAAGUAACAGUUUUGUAUUUGUCAAGAACUGGGUGUCUGACUUUGUGACGAGGAGGGACUUGGAGGAGAAGGAUGAGAUCGGGCUCCGAUGGAAUCACCAGAAUUCCCGCCUCGACUUCACCGUACUUAAAAGAGGAAACCCAUGAUUUCAUCUGAACUGAUCGAUCAUGUGGAUGUGGAUGUGGAUGAUGACAACGCGCGUGUUGAUUCAAUUGUUUUGUUAAUACGUACGUUGUCACAGUAAUCAGGGUUUUGGGGGUUCCUGGAUUAUUGAUUUGGAUGAAUGUAAUUAGUAC
Messenger RNA from Sesamum indicum (sesame), 888 nucleotides. Lineage: Eukaryota; Viridiplantae; Streptophyta; Magnoliopsida; Lamiales; Pedaliaceae. The record is from RefSeq and is a predicted model, not a curated record.